Messenger RNA from Daphnia pulex (common water flea), 963 nucleotides. It is a transcript of the gene inc, whose product is annotated as BTB/POZ domain-containing protein KCTD5-like. The transcript has 5 exons. Gene Ontology annotation, molecular function: cullin family protein binding. Gene Ontology annotation, biological process: protein homooligomerization; proteasome-mediated ubiquitin-dependent protein catabolic process. The record is from RefSeq and is a predicted model, not a curated record. NCBI's taxonomy places the organism in Eukaryota, Metazoa, Arthropoda, Branchiopoda, Diplostraca, Daphniidae. Gene Ontology annotation, cellular component: Cul3-RING ubiquitin ligase complex; cytoplasm. The coding region runs from base 152 to 796 and encodes 214 amino acids.
UGGCACCACGGCUGCUUCGAUAAUCGAUUAUCUUUAUCGAUUCAAAGUUGUAUAUUUUCGCAUUUUUGUGCGUCGAAUUUUUAUUUAGUGAAACCAAAUGUUAAUGAACGAUUUGAAUCUGUGAAACUCGCUAUUUUAGUCCUAUACUGAGAUGGCUGAAUGUCCGGAGAUGAACGGGAUUGCAAAUAACAUCGUUUCAGAAAAGUGGGUUGGCAGCAGAAAGUCUGAAUGGAUACGUUUGAAUGUGGGGGGUCACCACUUCCUUACCACCCGAACAACCCUUUGCAGAGAUCCAAAGUCUUUUUUCUUCAGACUCUGUCAAGAAGACAACAAUCUUGCCUCAGAUAAAGAUGAAACAGGUGCCUUCAUGAUUGAUCGGGACCCUACUUAUUUUUCACCAAUAUUAAACUUCUUGAGACAUAGCAAACUAGUUAUUGAUAAAAACUUGGCUGAAGAAGGAAUCCUAGAGGAAGCUGAAUUCUAUAAUAUUACUGAACUCAUCCAGUUAAUUAGAGAUAAAAUAAGACUAAGAGAUGAGGUACCACAGAAGGAAAGUAGGAAGCAAGUUUACCGUGUAUUACAGUGUCAUGAGGAUGAAUUAACUCAAAUGGUUUCAACUAUGUCUGAUGGAUGGAAAUUUGAGCAGCUAAUAAAUGUUGGGUCACAGUACUCUUAUGGGAAUGAAGACCAUUCAGAAUUCCUGUGUGUUGUAUCAAGAGAGUGUGACAAGAGAGAAAGAGAAACAGAGCCUACUGAUAGAGCCAAAGUGCUUCAGCAGAAAGGGUUAAGAAUGUAAUAAGCUAUGGGAUUUUUGUACCAGGAACCAAAUACUGAACUAAAUUUAUGCAGAGAACCAGCCUUGUGGGAUUUUAUCCACGUUGCAGCCAUUUUGACACUUCUUGUUCACAAGUGUUGCUUUUUAUUCACAAGUGCAAUACAACUCUGCUUCACAGCUUCAUUAAA